Anopheles stephensi (Asian malaria mosquito) is the source of this 4766-nucleotide messenger RNA. RefSeq lists its product as uncharacterized. The coding region runs from base 1517 to 2611 and encodes 364 amino acids. The transcript is spliced from 8 exons. Lineage: Eukaryota; Metazoa; Arthropoda; Insecta; Diptera; Culicidae. The record is from RefSeq and is a predicted model, not a curated record.
CAUUUUAACGAACCAACGGCAAAGUGUCACUAAAACAGUUCUACAUUCCAAUCAAAAUCAGGUCGUGCACUGUAUAUCCCCCUUUCCCAGCCCGGUCUGCUAGGUCUGCCCUGCCAAGCCUCUCGGUUGAAAGUUUUGAUGUGUCCACAGUUCCGGACCUGCAUUCCGGCUAUUCCGAAAAAAAAAAACAGGGAAAGAAAGCAUAACGGCACACGGCCCACGGUCACGGGAAAGGAGAAAAAAGAGAUCAAAUGAAACGAUCCCUCUUUUCCAUGUAGGUCCCCUAGCAAAGGGGUUUCGCAAGUUCAACCAGGAUCAAACGCGUGCGUGAGUGUGGUGCCAGAAAGAAGAAAAAAAACAGGGAAAACCCUAGUGAAGCGAUAAAACUGCAGUGAAGAAAAAGUUCAUAACGAAGCGUGGGCGUCACGAUUUUUGUUUUCACAAUUCAAUUCAUCCUCCAAACGCGGGGUUGAACAGCUAGCCGGCUCCUCCCGUCUCUGGUGUGUGGAAAGUGUAUGUGAAAAACAGCAAGCCGGACCUGAGCAAGGGUUCACGUUCGGGGCCGUUCUCGGAAGCACACCGAAAAUGAAAAAUCCCUCGGUCCCGGGAUAGUGUAAAUAAUUAAAAACGAUAAAUGACAAUUUGAAAAUAAUUACGUGCUGCAUUACGUGGCGAGUUUCAAAGUGAACAAGUGCAUGAGUGUAUGUGUGUGUGAGUGCUCGUGUGUUCUUCAAUAGCUGUGUGCGAGUGUGGAAUAAAUUUGGUGUGAGGUUUAAAAGCUUAACCCGUGUACAGCAUGCGAAGUGCACGAAGCGAAUGGAAAAAGCGGGCCAAGUGUACAUGUAUUAAAACCAUUAAUCAACCGUAAAUCUUUUACUGCCCUGUGCGUUUGUGUGCGUGAGCUCUAUUGAAGUGUGGUGUGAAGUACAACUCAACAGGAAGAAAAGAGGAGGAUAAUUUUGGGGCAAACAUUGAAAAAUUAAAAAAAAAACGGCAAAUGCCUCUUAACUAUUUUGAAAUAUUGAAACAUAAAUAAAACAAAAAAAAAAACAAAAGAUAAAAAAUGAAAUAAUAGAAUAAAAAUAAAGUAAAACAAGAAGAGCGUUUGAGUGAAUAAAUUGUUCGGAGUAGAUAAAAAUGCAGAAAAAAGUGUUUAAACUGAAAGUAAAUGGUAAAAAUAUGAAAAUAAGAAAGUGAACAUACAAAACAUGCAACUACAGCAUUGAAAGCAAAAAACAAAAGUGAAAGAAUGUGAAUAAAAUAUAAGAGAGAAAGGAAAAAGUUAGAAAUCGCAAAUGAAAUAAAACAAACUAGUGAAAAUCGCCAAAAAUGACGAAAGCAGUGAAACACACAUUCGCAAAACAAUGUGCGUGAAGUGAAAAACAAGUGCAAAAAAAAAACAUAACAAAACAACCAUCGAACGAGUUCGAAGUUCAACGCCCCGAUCGUUACGGGUUGCAUUUUGUAGCUCUGUGGUCCGGUCAGGCUGAAUUUGAUUUGGAGCAAGGCUGGCAAGAUGGAUUCUCGGAAGGCCACAACAGCAGCCGCAUCGAGCGGCGCUCUGCUGAUUCGUGCAGGAUCGAUAUUUUUAAUCGGGAUCAUCAUUUUUGUACCAGUGAUAGCGGCCCUGCGAGACGUCCAGGUACAGGUGCCACCUGCCGUGCAGCGAGGCAAUCCAGCGACCCUGCACUGCUACUACGACAUGGACGGGGAAAGUUUGUACUCGGUCAAAUGGUACAAGGGACGGCGCGAGUUCUAUCGCUACACACCGAAGGAAAGCCCACCGAUGAAAAUUUUUCCCGCCCAGGGAGUUCAAGUUAAGCGUUCCGCUUCCAACGAAAGUCAACUGACGCUGCUCGGACUGUCACUGGCCUCGUCCGGCAAGUAUAGCUGCGAAGUGUCAGCCGAUGCACCAUCCUUUCACACAAUGAUCGUGACCGGCGAUCUGGAAGUGUGCGAGGUUCCGAAGCAUAUGCCCUCGAUACAUGGUAUGCGAUCGCGGUACCGGGUCGGUGACAUCGUCCGUGGAAACUGCACCUCGCACAAUUCGCGACCCCCGGCCAACCUUACCUGGUACAUCAACGAGGCGCAGGCUAAUCCAUCGUACAUCCGCACACACAAACCGUUCCGGGAGCGAAAGAACGAUUUCGAGACAUCGCUUGCCGGCAUACACUUCGUGGUGGGCAGCCACCAUUUCGUGAACGGGAAGCUAAAGAUCCGUUGUUCAGCAAGAAUUCAUGACAUCUACAUACAGUCGACGGAGCGCUCGAUUGACGAAGAUCGACCGAGGGUUAUUUCGGCCGCGUCCUCCGCAAACAGCAAUGGCAAUGGUGUGAAUGGAAAUGCGGUACCGUACGAUCAUUUCCCACCGUACGCUGAGAACGAGCUCGACCGGAAGGACUACAUGACACAUCUUCAGGGUGAUAUGGCCGCUUCGGGGAGUGCUCCCGCUGCCCGUCCACCCGUAACACUCGUCAGCUUCGAACAUGCCCGGCAGCUAACCAUCAAUCACUACAGCUGGACGUACAGCCCGCUCAUCGUGCUGCUUGUGCCGCUGAUUCACCCGCUGCUCUGUUCGCUUUUCCACCGGGCGUUAUCCCAGAGAGCAUGAUUUCGGGUAGACGAGCUCAAAUCACGACCUGCAAUGUGAGCGUCAAAGUGAUCAAACCAAGAUCAGAGUGCUUCAAAGUGGCCGUCUCGAUGUAGCUUAAUUCAUUCCCUUUAAUUCAACGUCGUCGUGUCGUCGCAACCUGCCUGGGAGUCAUCGUUGUCUGUGUGAGUGGCAUACAGGUAUAUCGUAGAAUGUAACUUCGGGUGGGGUGAUUCAAAGUGAAACCGAAUCCCAAAGAAAUGAAAAAAAAGAAACCCACACUCUCCAGCAUUGUAAAACAAACCCCCCACGGAAAAGUAAAUGAUAUAUUGAUAAAAAAAGACUUUUGCUAAACGCAAACGCAAUGAGCCUCAACGAAUAGUGCGAGUAGCGUACAGACGCGACCAUGGGUCGGUAGCAGAUAAGAAAGCGAACCCGGGAAGGUAAGUGGUAACGUGGGUGUGUAAUGUGUAUUAGUAAUGUUAAGGUGUAAGAUGAUCGUUGGCUAUUGAUCGAAACAGCAGAGUCUAGCUAGUGUUAUUGCAUUUGCACAAUGGGAUGCAAAAUGCGACAGUCUGUUCGGUAAGCUGGAUGAUAAUAUAGGUGGAUGGGUGUCGCAGCAACGGAAAACAAAAAACAGGAGAGAAGGGUAAGGAUUUCUAUUAGAGUUACUAUAAAUAGAAGGUGAAACCUUGUGAACAAUCUUCGCGAUCGCCGAGAUCGCGCUCUAAGCUCAGUAGUGCUCACAAAACUAGGCCAUAAUAUGAAGCAAAUAUAGGUGGGAGCGGAUGGUUAUAUGUGUCUGUGUUUGUGUGAAAUGUCCGUCAGCUUGAAUAAAAGCUCUUGUUUUCGUUUAUUUUUACUGUCAGAAUGAUUAAUACUGUUCUUCACUAGUUUUCAUUCAAAAACAGAAUCUUCCAACGCUUCGUUCUCCUAAUUGCAUAACUUUAGGCGCAUUCUCUUAGUCCGAUUGCUGAGCGUCCCUGUGAGAGAAUUUUCUCUUUGUUCGUCUCCUGCAAUUAUAAGAAUCCUUUAAACUGUCUUUCUUAAUCAUUUUUAUCAUUUUUAUUUUACAUAAAAAAUAUUUAUUGUGUAAAAACUUUUCCUUCCAAGCGUCAUUCGCUCGUUGCAAGUUUUGUGCAACUGUUUCUCUGCCUCCUGUAAAACCUGUAACAAAAAUUAUUUUUGAAACCUAAAAGAAAAACAAUCUCAAACCACACACACGCACAACGCAAUGCCCUUUUCACAUUUAUGCACCGACUUUUACUAAUGAGAAUCCUUCCAAGAAUAUCCUCCGUCACAACGAAACAAACCUACCCCGUGGGCGAGUGCAAAGCCGGUCAAGCGUUGCUAACGUCAAACGAAUUGUAUUUUAUUUUCUGCUAUUUUCAAAUCUCUAUCUUAUGUUUUUUCUCCCCAUUUUGUCAUCAAGUUGUUAGACGAUUUUCAUUGUGUAAAUAAUCUAGUCGAAAGUAAAGGUAAUGUAAGAGCGGAAAUCCGGAGACAUUGUUUCUGCACGUGCGUAUAUUCUAGAGAGUGCGUCCCGAAUGAUCGAGAGUGCACACUUUAGACAAAUGUCAUUUAGAUACAAGUCUAAAGCCAUGCAUGAAUAUCUAAACUGUAAGAUAUUUUCCGCCGAUGAUUGUACGAUAAACAUGCACCAGACGAGCGUGGCAACAAAGGGAUUUGACGGCUAACAAUUGUCACUGCUGGUGCGACAGUUAUAGCAAAACAAAAAAGCCCCAUUUUAAGUGUGAUAAGCGAUAAGUGUGGUGAAGGAAAAGAGGAAAAGAGAAGAGUUUCAAACAAACAAACAAAAAACUAUUGUAGAACAAAGAACAGAAGUUGAUUCACAUUAUUCAGCUUUAGUAAGUUUCGAGGGAGAAGAAAAAUGAAAAUCAGAGGGAAAAAAUAAUACUUUAUCCUUACACUGUCUAUAAGGAUGCGUCAAAAUGGUCAGAAAAAAAAACAUUUAUUUCAAACGAGCUGAGAUGUAAAUGUGAGCAGAGUAUUAGUAAACUAAAGAGGGGAUCGAGAGAGAGAGAGAAAACAAAAUGCGCGUCACCUUGUCCAGAACUGCUGACUAAUUGAAUUGUGUACCCCUGCGGGGGGAGCCCGGGCUGAAGUGGCACGCGAGACAGCAGCUGGUGAAGAAUAAAAUCUUGAAGAAACGGAA